Misgurnus anguillicaudatus (oriental weatherfish) is the source of this 1694-nucleotide messenger RNA. NCBI's taxonomy places the organism in Eukaryota, Metazoa, Chordata, Actinopteri, Cypriniformes, Cobitidae. The record is from RefSeq and is a predicted model, not a curated record.
GGGGAGCUGGAAAAUGAGCAUAUUUUUAAAAAGUGGAGGGUUCCUAGAAAGCCACUUUCUAUUUUGUGUAGCUCAACAAUCUAUUUUGUGUUUGCUGCACAUCAGCACUCUUUGGGUUUUAUCCACUGUGAUGACUGAUUAUGGGGACAUGGGGUUUGUGUUUCUUAAUAUUUAUUUUCUAGUGAAACAGGAAGUUAUGACUGGACAACAUCAUGUUUCUGGUCAGUGUUAAUAUACUUUAGAGAUAUUUUAGUCAUAAAAAUUUCUAGGGGUGCCAUUAAUUGUCCGCUCGAUUCGGGAUUAUUUGCGCUUGAACAAUUAUAUAUUUAUUUAGAUUUUUUAAAUGUAAUUCCCAUCGUUUGGGCCCCAAGUACCUAUUUGAUAAUCCGGCCCUGACUAAGAGGAUCUAAUGAGCACUGGUCACUGCAGCAGUUUCAUAUGAUGUGUAUGGCCUUUACUUAAGCAAGGGGGCGACAUUUGGCUAAUAUGAAAAUAUGAACAUCAUACAAAUAGGCCACAGCUAUAUUAAAUGCCAUUUUUUGAUAACGACAUAAUCCUAAACAAAAAAUAUAUCUUCUAUAUAAAAUGGCACUGUUUAGUAAAAAAAAUUGAAUACAGAUAGGAAUAUAUAUUGUUUUAUAGUGAAACAAAAAUUUCACUAUAUUUGAUGGAUUGCAAGUUUAAGUAGGAUUUUACUCACAUUAUGAAACUCACAUUAAAACAGUGGAAACUAUAUACCAUGGCAUUCGCAGAAACGGUGGGUUGAGUGAAUUAUCAGGUUGAGGACUAAAAGACUAAAAUGUGGUCAGUGAAAACUUGAGUUACUUCCUCCUCUUAGUUCUAAGAGAUUUCAGUUUAUUACUCACCAGCGUGAAGAAAUCUCCAGGCAAUAGACGUCAUGUUCAACUGUUUUCUCAAAUGCUUUAACUUGAAGAUUAUGCAACUUCUGCUAUAUCUUCUCAUAUGGGCUCAAACUGUAGAUGCGUUGACGGAUCAACCAACAAAAUUGGGACAGAAUGUGACUAUAAACUGUGAUCUGGAUGUGAAAGAGGUUAACUGGUUUUUACUUAAACUACCAGAUCCACCAGUUAAGAUAUUACGCUCCAUGAAUACGGGACCUUUUCACUACAAUAUAACAUUGAAACAAAAAUAUUUUAUUCAAUCAAAACUUCAACUAUUUAUAAAAAAUGUCACUUUUGAUGAGUUAGGAGUGUAUUACUGUAUGAACACACACACAACAACCAAACUUAUUAGUGCCACCAGAUUACACAUCAAUGAUCAAAUUCCAGGAUGCCAAAAUAAAACUGAAGUGACACAUUUUGGGCCGACUCUGACACAAUGGAAGAUUAUUGCCAUCAUAUCUUCUUUAUUUAAUGCUGUUAUGCUCAUCGUGGUUAUAGGACUUGCAGUGGCUCUUAUUCAUAAAAGAACCAGAAAAAGCACAAAACAAUUUGAAGAUAUUGACCCACAGGUGCUCAUGGAUUUUGAACAAGACUCAACACAAAUACAGUAUGUUCUGGUGGACGUUCCCACGCGGUUUUAGUCUAACCAUGUCAACGACACCUAGACAACUGCCCAAAUGAUGAACUCCGUAACAUGACAGAUCCUGCUUCAUUGAUAAAGUAUAUUCAUUAUGUAUUGCAUAACUUUAUUUAUGUAAAUAAUCUUUAAUCUUUAGACUCAGUUUAUAACCC